GGCGACGGCGGCGGCAGCGCGACAGGGACUAGCGGCUUCGGGCGGCUGCGGCGCAGGCCGGGCGCACCGAGUGACGGGCCGAGGGAAGGACCGAGGCGCUGGCGGACGCGGCGGAGCGCUUCAUUCCAGAGCCCGACAUGAAUGGAUAUGUGAACUUUCCCCCUAGUCCCACCAGCCCCACCGAGGAGCCAGGGGAACCUCAGACCAGCCAGGCUGCACUCCAGGAAGACGUGGACAUGAGCAGCGGCUCCAGUGGAAAGGAAAACUGCUCCACAGGGCGGGACUCCCAGGGCAGUGACUGUGACGACAAUGGGAAGGAGCUGCGGAUGCUAGUGGAACCUCCCAGCACUCACCCGAGCCCUGAUGCCUUCAGACUGAUGAUGACAGAGCAGGGACACAACCCCUCCACGAGCGGCUGCAGUAGUGAGCAGUCUGCCAAAGCUGACGCACACAAAGAGCUGAUAAGGACACUGAGGGAGCUGAAGGUCCACCUCCCUGCAGACAAGAAAGCCAAGGGGAAGGCCAGCACACUGGCGACCUUGAAGUAUGCCCUUCGGAGCGUGAAGCAGGUGAAGGCUAACGAGGAGUACUACCAGCUGCUGAUGUCCAGUGAGAGCCAGCCCUGCAGUGUGGAUGUGCCCUCUUACACCAUGGAGCAGGUUGAGGGCAUUACCUCGGAGUACAUCAUGAAGAAUGCUGAUAUGUUUGCUGUGGCUGUGUCUCUGGUUUCUGGAAAGAUCCUGUACAUCUCUAACCAAGUUGCCUCCAUUUUUCACUGUAAGAAGGAUGCCUUCAGUGACGCCAAGUUCGUGGAGUUCCUGGCUCCUCACGAUGUCAGUGUAUUUCACAGCUACACCACCCCUUACAAGCUUCCACCCUGGAGCGUGUGCAGUGGAUUAGAUUCUUUCACUCAAGAGUGCAUGGAGGAGAAAUCCUUUUUCUGCCGUGUCAGUGUUGGAAAACACCACGAGAAUGAGAUUCGUUACCAGCCCUUCCGCAUGACACCCUACCUGGUCAAAGUGCAAGAACAGCAGGGCACCGAGAGCCAACUCUGCUGCCUGCUGCUGGCAGAGAGGGUACACUCUGGCUAUGAAGCCCCUAGGAUUCCUCCCGAGAAGAGAAUUUUUACAACAACCCAUACACCAAACUGCUUGUUCCAGGAUGUGGAUGAGAGGGCAGUCCCUCUCCUGGGCUAUCUACCUCAGGACCUGAUCGAGACACCAGUGCUCGUGCAGCUCCACCCCAGUGACCGGCCCUUGAUGCUUGCCAUCCACAAGAAAAUCCUGCAGGCCGGCGGACAGCCUUUCGACUAUUCUCCCAUUCGAUUCCGCACCCGCAACGGGGAGUACAUCACAUUGGACAGCAGCUGGUCUAGCUUCAUCAACCCCUGGAGCAGGAAGAUAUCUUUCAUCAUUGGGAGGCACAAAGUCAGGGUGGGCCCUUUGAAUGAGGAUGUGUUUGCGGCCUCCCCGUGCCCGGAGGAGAAGACUCCACACCCCAGCGUUCAGGAGCUCACAGAGCAAAUCCACCGGCUGCUAAUGCAGCCGGUUCCCCAUAGCGGUUCCAGUGGCUACGGGAGCCUGGGCAGUAACGGGUCCCACGAACACCUCAUGAGCCAGACAUCAUCCAGCGACAGCAACGGCCAUGAGGAGUCUCACCGGAAGAGAUCCGGAAUUUUUAAAAAUGGUGGCAAGAUUCAAACCAAAACUCAUUUUUCUCAUGAGUCUGGAGAACAAAAGGAAACAUUUGUUGCAGAAAUGCAAAGCAGCCCCCCAGCUCAGGUGAAGGCUGUCACUACUAUAGACAGGGACAGCUCAGGGGCCAGCUUACCCAAGGCCGGCUUCCCAGAGGAGCUAGCGUAUAAGAACCAGCCUGCCUGCUCCUACCAGCAGAUCAGCUGCCUGGACAGUGUCAUCAGGUACCUGGAGAGCUGCAGUGAGGCUGCCACCCUGAAAAGAAAGUGUGAGUUCCCAGCCAACAUCCCAUCCCGGAAGGCCACAGUCAGCCCUGGGCUGCACUCUGGAGAGGCAGCUCGGCACUCGAAGGUGACCAGCCACACAGAGGUCCGCGCUCACCUGAGCUCCCUGACGUUGCCAGGCAAGGCGGAGAGUGUAGUGUCCCUCACCAGCCAGUGCAGCUACAGCAGCACUAUCGUCCAUGUGGGCGACAAAAAACCACAGCCAGAGUUAGAGACAGUAGAAGAUGUGGCCAGCGGGCCUGAGUCCCUGGAUGGCACAGCUGGUGGCCUCAGCCAGGAAAAGGGGCCUCUGCAGAAGCUGGGCCUCACCAAAGAAGUUCUGGCUGCACAUACACAGAGAGAGGAGCAGGGCUUCCUGCAGAGGUUCAGGGAGGUGAGCAGGCUCGGGGCAUUGCAGGCUCACUGCCAGAACUAUCUCCAGGAGAGAUCCCGAGCCCAGGCGAGUGAGCGAGCUACCCCAGGACUAAGAAAUACUUCCGGAAUAGAGUCAUCUUGGAAAAAAACUGGCAAGAACAGAAAACUGAAGUCAAAGCGUGUGAAGACUCAGGACUCUUCUGAGAGCACAGGGUCUGGAGGACCUGUGUCCCACCGUCCUCCCCUCGUGGGCUUGAAUGCCACAGCCUGGUCGCCCUCUGACACAUCACAGUCCAGCUGCCCCUCUGCGCCCUUCCCCGCCUCAGUGCCAGCUUACCCUGUGCCUGUGUUCCAGGCACCUGGAAUGGUUUCCACACCAGGGACUGUGGUGGCGCCACCUGCAGCUGCCCACUCCGGCUUCACCAUGCCUGUUGUGCCUAUGGGCACCCACCCUGAAUUUUCAGUGCAGCCCCUGCCGUUUGCUGCCCCCUUGGCUCCAGUCAUGGCCUUCAUGCUACCCAGCUACCCCUUCCCACCAGCAACCCCAACCCUGCCUCAGGCCUUCUUCCCCGGCCAGCCUCCCUUCCCAGCCCACCCCACCCUUGCCUCUGAAAUAACUCCUGCCUCCCAGGCUGAGUUCCCCGGUCGGACCUCGGUGCUAAGACAGCCAUGCACUUGUCCAGUCACCCCUCCGGCAGGCACAGUGGCCUCAGGCAGGGCCUCCCCACCGCUCUUCCAGUCCCGAGGCAGCAGUCCCCUUCAGCUUAACCUGCUUCAGCUAGAGGAGGCACCAGAGAGCAGCAUCGGAGCCCCGGGGACCUUGGGGACCGCAGGGACGACAGCUUCUGGUCUGGAUUGCACAGUUGGCACUCCUCGGGAUCGGCAGCCAAAGGUACCUCCAACAUGCAACGAGCCCUCCGACACCCAGAACAGUGAUGCCAUUUCCACAUCCAGUGACCUGCUCAACCUCCUGCUGGGGGAGGACCUCUGCUCAGCCACGGGGUCAGCGCUGUCUAGGAGCGGGGCCUCUGCCACUUCAGACUCUCUGGGCUCCAGCUCGCUAGGCUGCGAUGCAUCCCGAAGUGGGGCAGGCAGUAGUGAUACAAGUCACACCAGCAAAUACUUUGGAAGCAUUGACUCUUCAGAGAAUAAUCACAAAGCCAAAAUGAUCACAGACACGGAGGAAAGUGAGCAGUUCAUUAAGUACGUCUUGCAGGACCCCAUCUGGCUGCUGAUGGCCAACACAGAUGACAGCAUCAUGAUGACAUACCAGCUACCCUCCCGGGAUCUCCAGUCAGUCUUAAAAGAGGACCGGGAGAAACUGAAGCUGUUGCAGAGGUCCCAGCCCCGGUUCACAGAGGGCCAGAGGCGAGAGCUUCGAGAGGUUCAUCCGUGGGUCCAGACUGGGGGUCUGCCCACAGCCAUCGAUGUGACAGAGUGUAUUUACUGUGAAAGUGAGGAGGGCAACAUUUGCCUACCAUAUGAGGAAGACAGCCCUCCCUUGGGACUCACUGAUACCUCAGAAGCCAAAGAGGAGGAAAGUGAACAGCUGACAAGUCCCAGGAAGGAGGCUCAGACGUAACCCUGUCCCCCAGCCAGCGAUCUACAUUAGAUGGUGCUUGGAAGAGAUGGGAGAGCUUCUCAUUGUUUCUAAUGAAAUGGACACAUACGGACAUUGCUUUUUUUGUUUUAGAAAAAAAAAAAAAAAACAAACCACCAUAGUUUUCCAAAGGCGUGACAAAACUGUGGGGAGGUUUAGAAAGAAAUACGUUUUUGUAUUGAAAUGUAAAUACGGAAUUUGGGGGAUGGGGUGAGAUUUGUCAUUGAACUUGUCUUUGAAUUUAGGGGAGACGAUCUGUGUGUCACGGAGUUUGCCUCAAGGCCCUCAGAAGUCGCUUGGCCUCAGUGAGACCCCUUUCCAGUGUACCAAUGUCCACUGGCCCCUAUGGGUUAUACUGAAACAUCACACCAUGCUGUGACACAUAGCAGGGAAGUCAUAUGAGACACUCAGCCAAGGGCCCAGCUUUCUAGAACUUUCCCACAGUGUGAUUGCAUCAAAUGGAGGGCUGCUUUUUAAUCUAAAUUAUCAUGCAGUCCUGCUGAGUGUUUGUUCACCUAGCAGUGGAGAGAACGUCUCUGCUGGCAUCCCCUCAGUGUGUUCCUUCAUAUGGUUUCGAGCAUGGUGUGGCAGCUUUGGCUUCAGGUCCUGUAGUGGCCAACAUUCCAGUCUGACGUGCUUCUGUUCGUAAACAAAGUUGAAAUGCCUGCCCUGGACUAAUGGAGCUUAGUGGUUACUGUGACCAAUGCCAUCAGACUAGCACCCCCACACUGCACAUUUCCAUGCCAUCCUUGCAUCCUUAGACCAUUGUGGCCAGUUUUCAGAGAGGUUUGGUAUCAGUCAUGUCACCCCAUCCGCAUGGUAGCAUCUGUGAACCAGGCUUUGCUGCUGUGGGGACAUGGUCAUAUAUGUUCUUGGUUGGAAUCUCUGAGACAUCAGGCCCUAGCAGAGAGCAGCCACUGGACACAGGGAAGAGGGGUGACUGACACUGCCACCCUUAGUGUUCCACGUUUGCAAGUUGCUCAACAUCCCCACUAUUCUGCCGGCUGGUGCCCUCGCUUCUGUGGCUUCGGGUCUGUUACCACAUCUGUCUAUGCUGCUGGCUCUUGGAUCACUGGAACCUUUUGGAGAGAAGGGAACCUCUCUGCCUAGUUCUACAGAACACUAUGCUGCACCAGACAUCCAAAGAUUAUCUGACACACUUACUGGGGACCCCUGGUGUGAAUGAGAAACCACCAGUGAGGAAUCAUUGUCUGCAACAGAAAAAGCAGUUUCUUGUGUCUGAAGUGGCUACUAGAAAGGUGUUUUACUGCAGUUGGUUUUCAGAGUAAAGCCAUCCGAUGCCUGAAUGUUAACCCUAUUUUUCAUAAAAACAAGAACUCUUUUUUUUUUUUUUUUAAUUAAAGCAACACCACCUUUGACUGCCAUAAGGUAGUAGCCAUGUUUUAAUGGAAAUUCGGUGUUACAGAUAGCUGCCUCCUUCACCAGUCGGAUCUUAAGGGUAGAUAGAUAGAUGGUGGUCUAAGCCUACGCUUGUUACUUAAACACAAAACUGCCAAAACCUUCUCUCUACUAUCUCGAAUGUUUACCGUCAGCAUUAUUUUAUGAUUAUUUAAUAUAUAUUCCUUGAUUGUUAACUGCUCAGAAGUUGACUUCCUAGGAUAAUUUUUGUGAAUGUGUUUACAAGAUGCCAAGCAUCCAGUCCUGUUUUCUUUAGAAUGUGUGCUUUACACGGGUGUCAUGAGACUUUCUCUAUUUUAAACUGAGCCUCCUUUUUAAUGUAAAUAAGCUCUCAGAGUUUGCGUGACGACUUGUGAGCCUUGCCGGACAAGCGGUUUACUUAUGUGCAGACCGACAGUACCUUCACCCAGUGCAAUAUAUUCGUGUGACUGCUUGUGUCUUUUUAUGACUUUUUUGCCUUUUAGAGAAUUGUUAAAUAAAGCAAGUAUAUUUUUAUUUUCAA
This is a messenger RNA of Phodopus roborovskii (desert hamster), 5853 nucleotides long. It is a transcript of the gene Per2, whose product is annotated as period circadian regulator 2. Gene Ontology annotation, biological process: entrainment of circadian clock by photoperiod; circadian regulation of gene expression; negative regulation of transcription by RNA polymerase II. The coding region runs from base 138 to 3914 and encodes 1258 amino acids. The record is from RefSeq and is a predicted model, not a curated record. Lineage: Eukaryota; Metazoa; Chordata; Mammalia; Rodentia; Cricetidae. Gene Ontology annotation, molecular function: transcription corepressor binding; transcription cis-regulatory region binding. Gene Ontology annotation, cellular component: nucleus; cytoplasm. The transcript has 23 exons.